GCAUUUUGGGGUAAAUUUCCACCAGUUUUACACUCCUCUUCUCUUUCACCCUUUUGAUUUUUUCCAAAUCCCAACAACUCAAACAAAGGUCUAGAAAGGCAGCUUUUUUGAGUUGUAUAAAUUGAGUAGUGAUAGCUUUAAGACAAUUAACAUCCAACUUCAUAGAGAAAAUGGCAAGCAGUCUCCUUCAUGUGCUUGUGAUCUUGCUAGGGUUUUCUCAACUUAUCUUCUUGAAUGCCAUCCCAGCUACAAGAAUUGGAAGUCUAAAGCUUGGACCUCAACUUCAUCAAAUUGCAGGAAGUAACAAACUGGUAACCACAGAGAAGAUCUAUAAUGAGAGAGCUAUCAGUGAAAGGAUGGGUGUGGAGCUAAAUGACUACCCGGGAUCAGGCGCCAACAACCGCCACACCCCGAAACCGUAGUUUGGAAGAUGCACUGGUUGCUAGGAUUCUGUUGGAACUAUUGGUUUUAAGGCUUACAAUGUACUGUAUCGAACUAUUGGAAAAGAGAUUUUUGUUUCUAUAUCAGUCAUUUAAGUUUAUUAAUAUUAGGGUUUAGACGGAGUAGGAAUGUAGGAACUAGAUGCAUUAGGUGAAAUGAAAUCAUGGAUUAAUGCAAAUAUAUAUGUACAAUGAUUAUGAAGAGUAUUAACUUGAUCAAGCAGAAUGAAUGUAUGAGCUUUUGAUGCUGUUGAUAAUCUCA
Molecule: messenger RNA, 702 nt
Organism: Malus domestica (apple)
Lineage: Eukaryota; Viridiplantae; Streptophyta; Magnoliopsida; Rosales; Rosaceae
Source: RefSeq, a predicted model, not a curated record